This is a messenger RNA of Linepithema humile (Argentine ant), 1606 nucleotides long. The record is from RefSeq and is a predicted model, not a curated record. NCBI's taxonomy places the organism in Eukaryota, Metazoa, Arthropoda, Insecta, Hymenoptera, Formicidae.
UCUCGCCGCGGUGACAUUGAGUUCGCUGUCUAGUUGAUCGCGUAAUCUCCGCGACGUUUGUACGCUCGAAAAAUCGUACCUCCGACGCGAGAUCGCCAUUUUAUGUGUUUGGCACUGUCACGGGACGGUGAUACGGGUGCGUGCGUGCGUGCGUGCGUGCGGUGCGGUGCGGUGCAUCGAGGCACACAGGGCUAAGAGCGCGACCGCGUCCGUCCGUUCGUCCGUUCGGUGCUGAUCUUGUGCGAUUGAGCGUUCUCAACAUGUUGCCCGAACAACAGCCCGGCCCGGACGCGUACAAGUAACGGCGGCGGCGGCCAUCGGCCAUCGGCGAGCGCUCGAUUCGAGCGGGGUGUCGGUCGCGGUGCGAGACCACACACGACACGACGCGGCCCCAUCGAGAUGGUGUAGUGUAGCGCGCGCGCGAGGCGGGCCCCUGCGUGAGCGUGAAAGAAGAAAAAGUGUGUUUUCGUCAUCGUUCACGUCGCCGUCGUCGCCGUCGUCGCCGUAAUCGGGAGUACACAUCCACGGAUCUUAUCUCCCGCCUUCUUUUCGUCUUACCAACUCUGUCGUUCACGGCCGACAAUCGUCCCGACGAUCACUGUGCCAUCGCCGUCGCUGUCGUCGUCGUCGUCGACGGACGUCACGGGACGCCCGACGUCGUCGUCGGGACCACGGACCCGAUUAUCCUGGAUUACUCGCGACACGACGCCUCCUGGCCCUCAGUUACGAUGACUACGGUGCGCACCAUACCCUCGGAUAAGAUAAAUCUACGCCUCAUCCUCGUCAGUGGCAAGACAAAAGAGUUCCUAUUCAGUCCGAGUGAUUCCGCGGGCGAUAUAGCGCAUCAUGUGUUUGAAAAUUGGCCAGAAGACUGGGCAGAGGAGGCGGUUGCCAAGGCGGAGAUCCUGCGACUAAUCUACCAGGGUCGUUUCCUGCACAGCAAUGUCACGCUCGGUGCUCUUGGGCUUCCCUUCGGAAAAACCACGGUGAUGCAUCUGGUGCCGCGGGAAAAUCUUCCGGAGCCUAAUUCUCAAGGAGAAAAAAUGGAUAUUGCUAGUCUAACUCCUCAAGAUUUACAAAGAAAACUCUAUUUUCUGGUGGAACAAUUGCAACAUAUGGCUGGAGAGCUUCCACCGAAGUAUCAGAUGCGACUGCCAUAUGAAUUACUAUCUGGAUUGGCAAACUCAUUAUUGAACGAUACCAUCUUUGAGAUAGUGAAAGGAUUGAUGGAGAUACAGCAUGUCACUGAAAAACAUCUCUUUCAACAACGACUUCAGCUUUUGAAUCAACAGAAAAUUGAGUCUCAAGAGGCAUUGUCUGCAGUAACUGUAGAAGAAGAAAUAACGACAAUAAAAACAGCGCUGAAUAAAAAACACAAGGAAGAGUUGAAGCAAAUGGAUAUGAAAUUGGUAUUGCAAUUAGAUCAAAAAGUGGCGGAUCAACAAAGUAUAUUAGAAAAAGCUGGAGUACCUGGAUUCUAUGUGACAAAUAAUCCAAUGGAGAUUCAAGUGCAAAUGAGACUAUGUGACUUUAUUAUCAGGUUGAGCAACAUGGACAUACCGAGUUGAUUCAUGUAUAUAAUUAUUUAUUAUAUAAUAUCAAAUCA